Lathyrus sativus (Indian pea) is the source of this 2655-nucleotide messenger RNA. The record is from the annotation of a GenBank genome assembly. Lineage: Eukaryota; Viridiplantae; Streptophyta; Magnoliopsida; Fabales; Fabaceae.
AUGGCAUCUACUACUCCUUCCAUGUCAGUUUCUUUGGAGUGUGUGAACGUGUGUAAUUCCUGGAGAGGGGAUGGAAAUGGAAGACAUGAUUGUAGUUAUCAAUCGUGUGCGUGGAAAUCUCCUAGGGUUCUUACUGGAUUUCUUGCCGGUACGGCGGCUCGUCCUCAUCACUACUUGUUGAAUUGUCGAAAUGAAAGAAGGAAUGGAUAUGGUUUUGCAUGUGAAGCCUUUAGUGUAUUAGGUUCAUAUUCCGAUGAAGCACUUGGCAUCACACCUCGCGAUGGAUUCUCUAGAUCUAUCGUUUCUAGAUUUGCUCCUAGAAAAUGGAAAUUGUCUUGUUCUUCGGCUUUUUCUUUGUAUACUGCCAGCGAGUUUUCCCCUAGGAGCUUGUGGGAGGAUCUUAAGCCCGUGAUCUCGUAUCUUCCUCCUAAAGAACUAGAGUUAGUCUAUAAUGCUUUUAUGUUGGCAUUUAAAGCUCAUGAUGGUCAGAAAAGGCGCAGCGGUGAACCCUUCAUCAUUCAUCCAGUUGAGGUUGCACGAAUUCUUGGAGAACUUGAACUUGAUUGGGAGUCAAUUGCUGCUGGAUUACUUCAUGACACGGUUGAAGACACAGAUGUUGUGACUUUUGAGAGGAUAGAGGAAGAAUUUGGUGCUACGGUGCGCCGCAUUGUGGAAGGAGAGACCAAGGUGUCAAAGCUGGGAAAGUUGAAGUACAAGAAUGAAAAAGAUUCUGUUCGGGAUGUGAAAGCAGAGGACCUACGGCAAAUGUUUCUGGCUAUGACUGAGGAGGUUCGUGUUAUUAUCGUCAAAUUAGCAGAUAGGUUACAUAACAUGCGCACUCUAUCACACAUGCCUCCACAUAAACAGGCUAGCAUUGCGAUGGAGACAUUACAGGUAUUUGCUCCUUUGGCAAAGUUGCUUGGAAUGUAUCAAAUUAAGUCAGAACUAGAAAACCUAUCAUUUAUGUACACAAAUGCUGAAGAUUAUGCGAAGGUGAAGAGAAGAGUUGCCGACUUAUUCAAAGAACAUGAGAAAGAUCUUUUAGAGGCAAACAAAAUAUUGUUAGAGAAAAUCCAAGAUGAUCAAUUCUUAGACCUUUUGACAGUUAAAACGGAAGUUCGUGCUGUGUGUAAAGAGCCUUACAGUGUCUAUAAAGCUGUGCUCAAAUCUAAAGGUUCGAUCGAUGAGAUUAACCAAAUUGCACAGCUACGUAUCAUUAUUAAACCAAAGCCAGGCAUUGGAGUUGGGCCUUUAUGCAGUCCGCAGCUGAUUUGCUAUCAUGUUCUAGGGCUGAUCCACGGAAUCUGGACCCCAAAUCCUAGAUCUAUGAAAGACUAUAUUGCAACCCCUAAACCAAAUGGGUACAAGAGUCUUCAUAGCACUGUGAUUCCGUUUUUGUAUGAGAGUAUGUUCAGGCUUGAAAUCCAGAUUAGAACAGAAGAAAUGGAUUUGAUAGCUGAGAGGGGCAUUGCAGCUCAUUAUAGUGGGAGAGAAUUUGUUACUGAGUUGGUUGGAAGUGCAGUGCCCAGAAGUAAAAGCUCAAGGAGGAAGACAGCGUGUCUUAGCAAUGCCAACAUUGCACUCAGAAUUGGCUGGCUCAAUGCUAUUAGGGAGUGGCAAGAAGAGUUUGUUGGCAACAUGAGUUCUAGGGAAUUUGUGGACACUAUUACAAGAGAUCUUUUGGGCAGUCGUGUCUUUGUAUUUACACCCAGGGGAGAGAUUAAGAAUCUUCCUCAAGGUGCUACAGUAAUUGAUUAUGCUUAUAUGAUACACACUGAACUCGGCAACAAGAUGGUAGCUGCAAAGGUCAAUGGCAAUGUUGUUUCUCCUGCGCGCGUGCUUGCUAAUGCAGAAGUUGUAGAGAUAAUCUCAUAUAAUGCACUUUCCAGCAAAUUGGCUUUUGAAAGGCAUAAAGAGUGGUUGCUACAUGCUAAAACACGGAGUGCGAGACAUAAAAUAAUGAAGUUUCUGAAGGAACAAGCUGCACUUUCUGCUGCUGAUAUCACUACAGAAGCAGUUAAUGACUUUCUAAGUGAUUCUGACAGAGAUAGAGAAUCUGAAAAGCUGUCAAAUGGUUCCAGUGGUUCUAAAGAUAAGAGCCGGGAAAUAUUAUUGAACGGUGUGGAAAUAUCAACUUCAGAAAGAAAUGAGACUGUCCUCCAGAGUAAGAAUGGAAGUGCCUGGACCCCUAAGCUCAAUGGAAAACGCAAUAAGCACGUGCAUCAUCUAAGUUUGAAUGGCAAAGGGGACAUGAUCCUGCAGGGAAACCAUGUUGCCAAUAUGAUUCAAGUUAACAAUCCAAAAUACAAAGAAGUCCUGCCAGGUUUAGAAAGAUGGAAAGCCCAUAAAAUUGCCUCGUGGCACAAUAUAGAAGGACACUCCAUCCAAUGGUUAUCUAUAGUAUGCAUAGACCGAAGAGGCAUGAUGGCGGAGGUCAGUACAGCAUUGGCCACAGCAGACAUAACCAUAUGUUCUUGUGUGGCUGAGAUUGAUCGAGGAAGGGGAAUGGCUGUUAUGCUAUUUCAUGUAGAAGGAAAUUUAGAAAAUUUGGUGAAUGCUUGCUCUAGAGUAGAUCAAAUACGGGGUGUUUUGGGAUGGUCUACUGGCUGCAGCUGGCCAAGCUUGAUGGAAAACAAUGGUGUUCUCGAAUGCUAG